Messenger RNA from Coffea eugenioides, 887 nucleotides. RefSeq lists its product as uncharacterized. NCBI's taxonomy places the organism in Eukaryota, Viridiplantae, Streptophyta, Magnoliopsida, Gentianales, Rubiaceae. The transcript has a single exon. The record is from RefSeq and is a predicted model, not a curated record. The coding region runs from base 33 to 596 and encodes 187 amino acids.
GCUAGUUCUCAAACUCUGUUAUCAGCCAUUCAAUGAGUAGCCAUACUCCUAGCAUUGACCGGGAGAAAACUGCUAGCACCUCCAUUACCAGCAUACACGUUCUUGCCUUAGAUGGCAUAGUGAACGUAAAUUCAUUGUUCACCGUAGGAGUCUUCCUAGGCCUUGCUUGGAACCUCGGGGACCCCAAUAACACCCUUGUUGCGUCCCCAGUUUGUACCGCAAGCUCUGGCAUGGUGGAAGACUUCGUAAAAUUUCAUGUCUACUCUUUCAGCUCCUUCCUUUUUUCUAGCCUUAUUGCCUUAGCCCUCAAACAGGCCAUCAGAAGUUCCAAGGACGGAUAUUAUGGCGCUGAAAUGCAUUCCGUUGCUCGUGUCAAUUUGAAGGUUCUGCAAUCUGGGAUUUUGGCUUCGGCAUUAGGUUCUGUCGCUGGUUGUGUUUUCUUGACAUUGGCACUCGUGGAUUUUGUUCAAAUUAAGCUCGGAACAUUGGCCUGCCGGAGCUGGUAUACUGCGGGGGCUGUUUUUCCGCUGGUGAUAUUGGUGCCAUUUGCGCUUGUUAUUUACAUAUACGUGGUGUUGCAUGCCUUUACUCGGUAGAAUUAUGCGGCAGCAAGAUCAUCUUUAUAUUCAGUCAAUUUCCUUCGCCUGGCUAAGCAACAAUCACUGACUUAAGAGUCUGUGUUGUGAAAUAGUCUAGAGGAGUUAGUUAAAUCAAUGAAUAAUCAUAGUACUAUCAUCAAAUAUCUGUGCAGCACAGUAUAGUGACUCUCGGUUGUUUAGGAUUUCACACUGUUUUGAACUUUUGAUUGUUACUGUAUCUUAUAAUCUGGAUAGAGGGAAGAAAAAGGUCAAGAAAAGAGAUAUAAAGGCAAUGAGCGCUUUAAUUCU